AUGUUAGCCAUUUUGUUGAAAUUUUUUAUGUUAUUCAUUUUGCUAUUAGUGUAUCAGUAUAAUAAUAGCUUGAGUUCAUGUAGUAUAAACCUAAAAAGGACGAAUAGCGUUGCUGCAACAUACCAACUAAGAACUAGUAGACUAUUAUUAGCAGAAGUCCAGGCGCAUCCUGAAUCAGUGUGUGAGUUAGAAUCGAGCACCCCGAAAAAUGAGGAGCCAACUCGCCAAAAUCCAAGUAAUGUUGUAGCUGUGCAUCAAGCGUCCCCGUCAAAUGAUAAGCAGAAAGGAAUUUCCUUACAGGAUGGACAAAAUUUAAACUAUUCUGAUGAUAGUCAUAUAUUAGAAGAAAAUAAGAAACAACAAAUAUUAAAAUGUGUGCAAGAUGAAAAAGUAACACAAAAUCAGGAACUGCCAAAUCCUCCACAACAGGAAAUAACGAACGUUAAAAUGAUUAAUACAGAAAAUAACACAGAGAAGGACAGAAAAAGUGCCGAAAAGGCUGACUCAAUGAAAGAGAAAGCGUUGAGUACAGAAGUGACGAAUGGGGUGGAAUGUAAAAAGGAAGUAGAUGUAGUACUUGAAAAAAUUAAGAAGAUGCAGCAAAAAUUCAACGAUCAGGAGGUAGUGAAAACAGAAGUACCUAAAAAAAAGGAUGAUGGGCAGGCCUCAAGAGAAAUUAAGGAUUCUAUGAAAACAAAAAACAACAAUGUUGUUUUCCCCGCCUCAGACAGUAUGAAAAACACUACGAACACGAAAACAGGCAUACCUAACCCAAUUGGCAUGUUAGAUUCUGCAAUAGAAAAAAUGAUAUUUAAAGGAUUGCGUUACGUAGAUAAAUGUGACAGGAAUCGAAAUAUUAGCAAAACUAAACGCUACCUGGUCAGAGUUAUGGUAUACGGUGGUACAUUCGCCUUACCCUUUAUAAUCGCCCUAGCGGGACUUGCAUUUAAGGCGGUUGAAAGUUUGCAUUGGGUGAUGAUUAUAUUUUGCUGCUUCAACAUUAUAGCAUGCAUUUACAUCUUUGUAAAGAUUGUGAAAUAUGACUUGAGAUGUUCCGGUAUACGUAAGCCUCAUUUCAUGGAUUACGUGAAAACAUUUAUAGGAUACAUCAUAUGA
This is a messenger RNA of Plasmodium fragile, 1116 nucleotides long. RefSeq lists its product as uncharacterized. The transcript is spliced from 2 exons. NCBI's taxonomy places the organism in Eukaryota, Apicomplexa, Aconoidasida, Haemosporida, Plasmodiidae. The coding region runs from base 1 to 1116 and encodes 371 amino acids. The record is from RefSeq and is a predicted model, not a curated record.